Messenger RNA from Glarea lozoyensis ATCC 20868, 912 nucleotides. RefSeq names its product alpha/beta-Hydrolase. The transcript has 4 exons. NCBI's taxonomy places the organism in Eukaryota, Fungi, Ascomycota, Leotiomycetes, Helotiales, Helotiaceae. The record is from RefSeq and is a predicted model, not a curated record. Gene Ontology annotation, molecular function: palmitoyl-(protein) hydrolase activity. The coding region runs from base 1 to 912 and encodes 303 amino acids. Gene Ontology annotation, cellular component: membrane.
AUGGCGUCAGGGCAUCGCGGCGGUAUUGAGCUCUCUCUUGUAUUUCAAGCAAAAGCAAGUUCCUCUACUAUUCCCAGAGCUCUCAUCUACCCCUCCCACAUUCCGAAUCUUGCCCGGACAGAGGUCCCUAAACCCUCCCAGUUUGGCAUCACGGAUUUCGAAGAGUUGAUGAUCCCUACUCCCGAUGGCGAAAAACUUUCAGCUUUCUAUAUCAGAGGACCAAAGGGGAGGGGUCAUAGCAAUACGACCGUGUUAAUGUUCCAUGGGAAUGCGGGAAAUAUUGGACAUCGUGUGCCGAUUGCGAGGAUGUUUGUGCAACGUAUGGGGUGUAGUGUGUUGAUGUUGGAAUAUAGAGGGUAUGGGUUAUCGACUGGCUCUCCAGAUGAAGCUGGCUUGAUGAUUGAUGCUCAAACGGGAUAUGAUUAUCUACGGAAUCGAGCAGAGACGAGGGAUAAUGAUAUUGUGAUAUAUGGGCAGAGUCUUGGUGGGGCUGUAUCGAUACAGCUUGCUGCCAAGAAUCAGAAUGAUGGGAAGUUGAUUGGAGUGGUGUUGGAAAAUACUUUCUUAUCCAUGAGAAAGUUGAUUCCUUCAAUCAUCCCACCAGCCAGAUAUCUCACCCUCCUCUGCCACCAAGUCUGGGCAUCCGACACCUAUCUCCCCUCCAUAACCGAACUUCCAAUCCUCUUCCUCUCCGGUCUCCAAGACGAAAUCGUCCCACCCUCACACAUGCGCCGCCUCUACGAAAUCUGCCAAACCCCUAUGAAAGUAUGGAAACCGCUCCCGUCCGGCGAUCACAAUUCCAGCGUCAUGGAAGACGGGUAUUUCGACGCGAUUGCGGAUUUUGUGGCGAAUCUGGAGUCGGGGGGUGAUGCGGAGAAGGAGAAACUGGUUGCGCAUUUUAGUAGGAUGUAA